AUUUUUUUACACGCUGGAUGCCGAUGUGUACCAAUUCCGCUCUUUAGGAAAAAAAUGGGGAAAUUACUUUGUGAUUCAACAACCAUUGCGGAGACUUUUCAAACUUCAUCACUGACCGUGUCAUGGAGGGAACCACAGUCAUCGGAUUUAGAGGCCGUGGAUCUCGUUGACCAGACAGAGGGAGUUCUCUGGAAGCAGCCCAGGGAUCACGGCUCCGCGGUCGUGUUCCGGCUGUCGCAUGGAGGUGAGGUUUCGCCGGAUGGGAACUGCCUAUUCACCGCAUCGCAGAGGGCUAUGGCUCGUGAGAUUGAUGCGCGGGAGCUCCGGAGGCGGGCAGUGAAGCUGUUCGUGGAGGACCUUAGAUCUGUUAUCGAGGAUGAGAGAGAGUCGAUAAACAAGGGUUAUGGUACAGCACUUGCAGUGCUUGAAGCUGCAGCUGCAGCUGAUGAUGUGCUAGCUCCAACGGCUGGUCUCCUACGCAUCCUACGAGCACCAAUGGCGCCAACCACAGCUUCCCUCAUUGGAACCUGAAACCGACACCAGGGAAUAAGAAACAAACAAAAAGCCCAGAAUUUGCUCAUCUGGGAAACCUUCAAACAUUGAAUAAAUGCGCAAAUUUCGU
Messenger RNA from Rubroshorea leprosula, 622 nucleotides. NCBI's taxonomy places the organism in Eukaryota, Viridiplantae, Streptophyta, Magnoliopsida, Malvales, Dipterocarpaceae. The record is from the annotation of a GenBank genome assembly.